Lolium rigidum is the source of this 1452-nucleotide messenger RNA. Its product is annotated as fatty alcohol:caffeoyl-CoA acyltransferase-like. Lineage: Eukaryota; Viridiplantae; Streptophyta; Magnoliopsida; Poales; Poaceae. The transcript has a single exon. Bases 181 to 1452 code for a protein of 423 amino acids. Gene Ontology annotation, molecular function: acyltransferase activity, transferring groups other than amino-acyl groups. The record is from RefSeq and is a predicted model, not a curated record.
AACUAGCUGACCUUCACCUUUUGGAACGGUGAGCAAAUCGUCAAAUUUUCGUUCUUGUUCUGUACGUAAAUACUGUAUGUCUCUUGAAGCUCUGAUUUAUAUAGACCAAGUUUGCAUUGUAAGCAAGACUCACUGACAUCACAAAGAACGCGCUACCUGUGGAGGGAGGGAAGGCAGACCAUGAGGGUGAGGAGGUCGGAGCCGGUGCUCGUGCACGCUGCUGCCCCGGCCGCUGCCGACGAAGAAGAGUACUACUACCUCUCCAACCUCGACCAGAAUGUGGCCGUGCUCAUGAAGACCGUUCACGUCUUCAGCCCGUCCGUCGAGAGGCCCGCAGGCGACGACGCGGCCGCGUCGAUCAUGGCCGCCCUUGGCAGGGUGCUCGUGCACUACUAUCCGUUCGAGGGCAGCCUGGUCGUCAGCGCCGACGAUGGGAGGCUCUCCGUGCGCAACGACCGCCGCGGCGUGCCGUUCGUGGUGGCGGACGCCGACUGCGAGCUCGAGGAGAUCGGGGACGUCGUCAAAGCGCCCGACGCCGCGGUUCAGGCGCAGCUCGUGUUCGUCGUCCGUGGUAGCUCGGAGGAGAAGGCGCCUCUGCUGACCGUGCAGCUCACCAGGUUCAGGUGCGGCGGCUUCGUGCUCGGGCUCGCCAUGAACCACUGCCUGGCGGAUGGCGUCGCCGCGGCGGAGUUCCUCCGCUCCUGGGCCGAGACGGCCCGCGGCGUGCCCCUCUCCGCGCCACCUUUCCUCGACCGCACCGUGCUGCGCGCCAGGACGAGCCCCACGGUCGCCUUCCCGCACGAGGAGUUCGCCGAGAUGGAGGACGUGUCCGACCUCGCCGACCUCCGCGACGAACCGCGCGUGCACCGGGCCUUCACCAUCGACGCCGCCAGGCUCGCGCGGCUGAAGCGGCAGACCGCCGCGCGCUCGACCUUUGUCGCGCUGACGGCGUUCGUCUGGCGAGCGACCGCCCGCGCCAUGAGGAUGCGGCCAGAGCAGAGGAGCAGGCUCAUGUUUGCCGUCGACGUCAGGCAGCGCGUCGACCCGCCGCUGCCCCGUGGCUUCUGCGGGAACGCCGUCGUCUUCGCUUGCUGCGUGUCGGCCGCUGGCGACCUCCUCGCCGCGCCGGUGUCCGAGGCGGCAAGGUCGGUCCAGGACGCCAUCGGGCGCACGGACGACGCGUUCGUCCGUUCCGCCAUCGACCACAUCGAGGUCGCCAGGGCACGGGCGCCGUCGAUGACGGCGACGACGCUGGUGACGGCGUGGAACCGUCUGGGGUUCCACACGGCGGACUUCGGGUGGGGCGAGGCGGCGCAGUGUGGCCCAGCGGAGCUGCCGCGCGGGGAGGUGGUCAUGUUUAUGCGCGACGCGCGGGACGGCAGCAUGGUGGUGUUGCUUGGCCUGCCGCAAUCCUGCAUGGAAGCAUUCCAAGAUAUGGUACAUCUGCUCUGA